Molecule: messenger RNA, 1083 nt
Organism: Vigna umbellata (rice bean)
Lineage: Eukaryota; Viridiplantae; Streptophyta; Magnoliopsida; Fabales; Fabaceae
Source: RefSeq, a predicted model, not a curated record
CAAUCCUUUGUAUGUCAAAAAAAUGUUAAUUAUGACAGGAAUUCUCGAGGUUAUGAAUUGGCAAAAAGGUUCAACUCUAAAUUCACACAUAUAUCACCCGUUUGGUAUGAUCUAAAGAGCCAACAGACUAGCUUAGUUCUAGAGGGGAGACAUAAUGCUGACAGAGGAUGGAUCUCAGAGCUUAGAAAGUCAGGAGAAGCUUUGAUUUUGCCUAGAGUUGUUCUGGAAGCAUCGCCAGCUGUGCUGUUGGGGAAGGAAAAACAAAGGAACAAAGCCAUUAAACUUAUAGUAACAGAGUGCAAGGAAAUGGGAUAUGAUGGUAUUGUUUUAGAAUCUUGGUCAAGGUGGGCAGCCUACGGUAUCUUGCAUGACCCAAACAUGCGGAAUUUGGCAUUGCAGUUUGUAAAACAGCUUGGAGAUGCACUGCAUUCUAUAGGCUCAGAGAACAUUAGUGGCCAGAAGCUGCAGUUAGUCUAUGUUAUAGGUCCACCAUCUUCCGAGAAACUGCAAGAGCAUGACUUUGGUCCUAAAGAUCUUGAGACUUUAAGUGAAGCUGUAGAUGGAUUCUCGUUAAUGACAUAUGAUUUUUCUAAUCCUCAUAAUCCUGGUCCUAAUGCACCUUUGAAAUGGAUUCAAAUUGUUCUGAAGCUGCUUCUUGGUAACUCUGGCAGUAGAGCCCAAAGUCUUACCCCCAAGAUACUUCUCGGCCUCAACUUCUAUGGAAAUGAUUUCUCCCUUUCAAGAGAUGCAGGUGGUGGUGGAGCUAUUAUUGGGAGAGAUUACCUGGCACUUUUGGAGAAGCAUAGGCCUGAACUGCAGUGGGAUAAGAAUAGCGGGGAACAUUUUUUCAUUUACAAUGACGACAAGGAUAUCAGACACGCGGUAUUCUAUCCAUCUUUGAAGUCAAUUUCUUUGCGGUUAGAAGAAGCUCGUUCAUGGGGAUGUGGCAUCUCGAUCUGGGAAAUUGGCCAAGGUUUGGAUUAUUUUUUUGAUCUUCUGUGAAACCCAUACUUUCAGAAGUUUUAUUUGAGGAAAUUUGCCGUUAGUUCAGAUACAACUUGAAAAGAUACGAUGAUGUCAUAU